Messenger RNA from Limulus polyphemus (Atlantic horseshoe crab), 1682 nucleotides. Its product is annotated as glycine-rich cell wall structural protein 1.8-like. The coding region runs from base 1 to 1302 and encodes 433 amino acids. The record is from RefSeq and is a predicted model, not a curated record. The transcript is spliced from 3 exons. Lineage: Eukaryota; Metazoa; Arthropoda; Merostomata; Xiphosura; Limulidae.
AUGGUGGACUUGGUUAUGGAUAUGGUGGCAUACCGUUUAGGUGGUGGUUAUGGAGUAGGAUACGGCGUAGGUGGUGGUUAUGGUGGAGGAGGAUACGGUUUAGGUGGGGCUUAUGGUGUAGGAAGAUACGGUUUAGGUGGUGGUUAUGGUGGAGUAGGAUACGGCGUAGGUGGUGGUUAUGGUGGAGUAGGAUACGGAUUAGGUGGAGGUUAUGGUGGAGUAAGAUACGGCUUAGGUGGUGGUUAUGGUGGAGGAGGAUACGGCUUAGGUGGGGCUUAUGGAGGGUAUGGAGGAUAUGGUCAUCUAAAUAAGGGUUAUGGUCGCCAUGGUUAUGGGGCACUUGGUGUUCACGGUCAGUAUGGUAGACAUGGUUAUGGAGCCCAAGGUCUCCAUAAAUCCAUUGGUCAUAGAAACCUAGGCAUCUAUGGUGCUGUAGGUGGAUAUGGUGGUCAUUACAAAGAUAUUGACAGUUACUCUCGCAAUAAAGGAGCAGGCUAUGAAAAAAGUUAUGCUUAUGACAAGAAGUCUGGUUUCCACUAUGGUGGGGCUGCUCAUGGAGCUUAUGGAGCUAAGAAGGGUUUGCAGGACUACUCUGGACACCAGAACCUUGGAGCAUAUAAUAAAUAUGGACAUGGUUCUCAUGGUGCUCACGGUCUAUAUGGCCAUCAUGGUUAUGGUAAGUACGGAAACCUAAGAGCAGGCUAUGGCCACCAAGGAUAUGGUGGACAUAAUCUAGGUGGACUUAGUUAUGGAUACGGUGGAGGUAUUGGACACGGCCUUGGAUAUGGCACUGCUGGGCGUGGUUAUGGAUAUGGUCUUGGUUAUGGACGUGGCUACGGAUAUGGUGGUGCUAGACGUGGUUACGGACAUGGUCUUGGUUAUGGACGUGGCUACGGAUAUGGCGGUGCUAGACGUGUUUACGGACAUGGUCUUGGUUAUGGACGUGGGUAUGGAUAUGGUCUUGGACAUCUAUAUGGCGGUCUUGGCUAUGGAGGUGGUUACGGAUAUGGCGGUCUUGGCUAUGGACAUGGUUACGGAUAUGGCGGUCUUGGCUAUGGACGUGGUUAUGGAUAUGGCGGUCUUGGCUAUGGACGUGGCUACGGAUAUGGCGGUCUUGGCUAUGGCCAUGGUCACGGAUAUCGAGGUCUUGGCUAUGGUCGAGGUUACGGAUAUGGUCUUGGACAUGGUUAUGGUGGACGUGGUUAUGGAUACGGUCUUGGACAUUUGUAUGGUGGUCUCGGCUAUGGACAGGGCUACGGAUAUGGUGGUCCUUGGAAAACUCAUCAUGGCUCCUACCACUAAUGUAGCUCAGGUAAGCCAUGCGACGAAGAAGUAGAAAACAUUGUACCGGAGAUUUUUCGCGUCUUUAAACGGAAAUCUUUUCCCACUCUUAUCUAAUACUCGGCUGUUGAACUCUUGUUCUCAAUCUCAGCCCGCGGCCACGUUCUAGGCGUCCGAAGAAAAGACGCUCCUUCUCUUUAAAAGUUGUCUUUCCAACAGAGGGCGCUGCACACACGUGCUCUUCCAUCGUUACUUCCACUGCUUACAUCUUUACUCUUCGACUCUCACUCACUUGGCCAACAACUUGUCUCUUCAUGGUUGAGUCUCUUGAAGAAACAGAACGAAAAUCACAAUUUGACUUCACUGUUGAUUCUAUUCCAUUUAUCCAGAGUCUGUCGUCU